CGCGGGGCACGCCGGGACCGCCGCGCGCCGAUCCGCGCCUCCCAUGGUGCCGCGCGCCGGCUGAAUGGGGCAGAGCCAAGAUGGCGGCGAGCGCGGCUCCGGCGGGCGGCGGGUCCCUGUUCGAGUGCCCGAGCUGGGCAGGGAAACCACCACCUGGCUUACACCUGGAUGUAGUGAAAGGAGACAAGCUCAUUGAGAAACUCAUCAUUGAUGAGAAGAAAUACUAUCUCUUUGGGAGAAAUCCUGAUCUGUGUGAUUUUACCAUUGACCACCAGUCUUGCUCUCGAGUCCAUGCUGCCUUGGUCUAUCACAAACAUCUCAAGAGGGUUUUCCUCAUAGAUCUGAACAGCACACAUGGCACUUUCCUGGGCCACAUCCGUUUGGAAGCUCACAAGCCCCAGCAGAUCCCCAUUGACUCCACGGUUUCCUUCGGCGCCUCCACCCGCGCCUACACCCUGAGGGAGAAGCCCCAGACCCUGCCCUCCGCUGUCAAGGGGGAUGAGAAGAUGGGUGGGGAGGAUGAGGAGCUCAAGGGUUUGCUGGGGCUGCCAGAGGAGGAGACAGAACUGGAUAAUCUGACAGAGUUUAACACAGCCCACAACAAGAGGAUCUCCACACUGACCAUUGAGGAGGGGAACCUGGACAUCCAGCGGCCCAAGCGGAAACGGAAGAACUCGCGGGUGACGUUCAGCGACGAUGAUGAGAUCAUCAAUCCGGAGGACGUGGACCCGUCUGUGGGGCGCUUCCGGAACAUGGUGCAGACAGCAGUGGUCCCUGUUAAGAAGAAGCGCCUGGAGAACGCGGGCUCGCUGAGCACGGACGAGUCGGCGUCGCGGCGCAUGCAGAGCUUCCCCUACAGCGGCGGCUUGUACGGGGGGCUGCCCCCCACGCACAGCGAGGCGGGCCCGCAGCCCCACAGCGUGCACGGCACGGCGCUCAUCGGGGGGCUGCCCAUGCCCUACCCCAACCUCGCCCCCGACGUGGACUUGACUCCGGUUGUGCCCUCCACAGUGAACAUGAACCCAGCUCCAAACCCCGCUGUCUUCAACCCCGAAGCUGUGAAUGAGCCCAAGAAGAAGAAAUACGCCAAGGAGGCCUGGCCGGGCAAGAAGCCGACCCCGUCCCUGCUGAUCUGAGCCGGGCUGGGGAGGGCAGGAGUCACCAACCCCAGAAACUUUCCAUGUGCAGUAUCGUCUUUUUCAAAUUUCAGUGUCCUAACAGAUGUAAUAUCAAGAUUGGAGGAGUGAAAUAUCCUUUAAAGAUCUGUCUUCAAAUGUUUUUAUAUGUCUGUUAAAAAAAAAAAAAUACAGCUCCCGUCUCCUUUGGAACCAAAACCCCUACAGCCUUUUCUUGGCCACCACUGUCCCAGAGGUCUUUGUGCUGAGUUUGGAUCUACAAGUGGAAGGGGCAGUCCCACAAUUUAAUUAUCACUUAUGGCAUGACCCUGCAGGUCCAUGCAUUUCAGUGCUGAGCUCGCUGUGGUGAUACUGUUCCUGCUGGACAUGCUCACAGCAGGGCAGCUCUGUCAAGAGGAAAUGUUUGUGGGGCCAAGCCUUGCAGAAUCUCAUUGGAAGGAGUUAUAAAACUUGCAGACUAUAGGUCAGCUUUUAUUUUUUAUGUUUUCAAAACCCCACCAAUGUGGGGCAUUCUCUUUUUUUUAUUAUUAUUAUUUUUAGUUUGGCUACAGCUUGUUUUAUUUUCCACAUAAAACACUAGCUGAUCCCAUGGGUCAUGAGUUGAGGUGGAUAAGCAGCAGGUGGGUUCCUCAGCUUUGCAGAAUGCAGUGUAUGGGAUGGAUACAAGGUGCAGAGGAUCAGCAUUGUGUGCACUGUGCUAUGGGGACUCACCUGGAGAACUCAGGGUGAAGCUAACACAGUGCAGUUUCUUUUAGAUUUGGUGGCCCCUGUAACUUAAAUAGUUUCAUUUUUAUUUGCAAAUGGGACUUUUAAGUUUGAAGUAUAUGAGAUUCAAUAAGACAAAAAGCUGGGAAGACUGGCAUGCUUCCCACACACAGGUAUUUUGGCUGCUUGGAAGUGUAGGUGAGAAUUGAGUGCUUCUGAGAGGCAGAAUAGGAAUUCUCUCUGGACUUGGGUUGUUUCUCAAGCCCUUUAGUUCCUUGGGUUUAUGUUUGAAAAUGAUUCACAUACUCAGACAUAUUGUGGCUGUACUUUACACAAGGUAAGGCCAGAGUUCUAUUGUUCUUCAGUUCACUCUGGAUUUUUGUACACACUGAUGCAGUUCAGCUACAAGUCACAUUCCUUUGCUGUUUGGGGGAUCCAAAUGAUCCAGAAUGAGAGCAGGUACCUGGCUGUUCACUGUGUGCAGGAUUGCAGCUACUGGGGCAAGUAGUGCUGAGUUACUGAGAUGGUGUUCAGUGAGCUGGGAUGUUGGAUGGGGCUGGAUCAGUGCUGAGUUCCAGUUAGCUGGGAUGUUGGAUGCCCCAGAAUCUGUGUGAGUUCUGCUCUGCAGUGAUUGCUUCUAUCAUGUCCCUGAGGUGCCAGCAGGCAGCUGCCCAGCUCACAAGAGCUUUAGAGAGUGCUCUGUUCCCUCCCCACACCAUCACAUCCAGCUCAGACUAUUCUUGUGUGGAUUCAGCACCUGCUCCGUGAUCCACUGUGCUGCUCUGUGUUUGAGUUGCCAUUGAUGAUUCAACUGUUGGGCAUUUGUUCUGCUCCCACGAAGACUCAAAAUCUUCUUGUCUUUAGUCUGGCCUCUAGGAUUUUCAUUUCCCAGCCAGUUGCUUCUGAAGGCAACUCUAGUCAGGACAAACAAAAGUUGAGCAGGUUUCCUUCUUUUUGUUUUGGGAUAUUUUUGUUUUAUUUUGGGGGGAAGAGGGUUGGGGAUUUUUGGGAAUUUUUGUUUUGCAAGUGGCUCUUUGCAAGAUUUUUCUUGACAUGGGAAACUUCACUGCUCGUUGUUUUUUAAAGCUCUUCUCCUCUCAGACUCUGAACCAGCUCUUAUUAUUUCAGAGCUUAGGGGCCACAGCUGGCCAUGAGGGGAUAGGAACAUCGAGGGGCUUUGUACAGACAUUUGUACACUUGUGUAAUAUGUAAUAGGCCUUUUCACACUUCUGUUGAGCUUUUUACCUGUAACCUUUACUAUGUUGUAAAUUAAAUGCAGAUUUUGCCAGG
Molecule: messenger RNA, 3131 nt
Organism: Oenanthe melanoleuca
Lineage: Eukaryota; Metazoa; Chordata; Aves; Passeriformes; Muscicapidae
Gene: PPP1R8
Product: protein phosphatase 1 regulatory subunit 8
Exons: 7
Coding region: 81-1136 (351 amino acids)
Cellular component (GO): nuclear speck
Molecular function (GO): protein serine/threonine phosphatase inhibitor activity; protein binding; mRNA binding
Source: RefSeq, a predicted model, not a curated record